GAAGCCGACUCUUGUUUACAGCAGAGAUUCCACGGAGGAGCGAGGACCGGCCGCCUGCUUUCGCCGAGACAUUUUCCAGCCACUGGAUCUACACACACCGUGGGAAUAUUCUCUCGCUUAUCUCACGUUUUUUUUUUUAAAUCUCCACCGGGAUCGACGGGAAAACAAAAACCCCGCCGUGUUGGUCGCGCGACUCCUCGGACGUGGUCUCCCUCCCACCCCGGCCCAGGUCGUCUCGUUCGUGGAGACCCGUUCUGUUGCGUGGCACCAGCCUAGUGUUUUCUUUCGUGUGAGUCCGGUCCGAGGCGCCGGAGAAGCCAUUUGAAUAGCGACUGCGGAUGAGUGGCGGGGAGGUUUGACGAGCUGAUCAUUAAUUCCCAGCCUCCCGGCCACCACCCCUGUGGAUCUGUUUUCUUUGGACCCCCUCACAUUCACACACACGGGGGGCUCCGCGGCUGCGGACCAUGGCCGCGCUGUAGGCUGCUGUCCACCCUGAGACGCUCUCUGUCUGAGCCUCCGUCUCCUCCCGAUCGUCCGCCGGCCUGCUGUUUUCCAGAGAUGGAGACUGAAGAUGGGGAUUACCAUCAUGUAUCCAGUGAAACCAGCGGUCUGUGUGCCACGGCAGCCCACGUCAGAGCAGCUCGUGGUCGGCUGCAAUAGCGAGCCAUCGAACCAUCUUUUCUAAUCCACAGGACUCACCUGUGCUCACCUUUUACAUUCAUUUUGGAUCAUUUACCGACUGACAAAUCUCCAGUGGGAUUCGUUUUUUACCUUUUACGGACCUUUUUUUUUAAAUAUUUGAUUUGUCCAUUUUGUGGAGUAAUGUUCAGGAAUAUGGGACCCCACAUAGCGACCUUGUUUUGGGGCGUGUUGCUCACUGUCUUCACUGUCGGCGUGUGGCCCACUACUGCAGAGAUCUGUGGGCCCCAUAUUGACAUCCGAAAUGACAUAAGUCAGUUCAAGCGUCUGGAGAACUGCACGGUGGUGGAGGGCUUCCUUCAGAUCCUCCUCAUCGCCGACAAGACCAACAACGCCCACCAGGAAGUCUUCCGCUCCCUCAGCUUCCCGAAACUGACCGUCAUCACUGACUACCUGCUGCUGUUUCGAGUGUCAGGCCUGGACAGCCUCAGCGUGCUCUUCCCCAAUCUGAGGGUCAUCCGCGGACGCAACCUCUUCUACAACUAUGCCCUGGUGAUCUACGAGAUGACCAGCCUGAAGGACAUCGGCCUUUACAACCUGAGGAACAUCACCCGUGGGGCUCUUCGGAUCGAGAAGAACCCGGAGCUCUGCUACCUGGACUCGGUGGACUGGUCGCUCAUCAUGGACGCCGAGGUCAACAACGUAAUCAGUGAAAAUAAAAAGGCUAAGGAGUGUGCCAACGUCUGCCCCGGCGUCAUGCAGAAGGACGCUUUCUGCAAGCAGCCCAUGUUCAAUAACAAACAGGAGUACCGCUGCUGGACCUCCAAACAGUGUCAGAAAGUGUGUCCGGAUCACUGCAGACUUGCCUGCACAGACCGGGGUGAAUGCUGCCACCCUCAGUGUCUGGGCAGCUGCUACGAACCCAACAACGACAUGGCCUGCUCUGCCUGCCUCCACUACUACCACGACGGGCGCUGCGUGCAGGACUGCCCUGCAGGCACCUACAAGUUUGAAGGCUGGCGCUGCAUCACCAUGGAGGUCUGCUCCAAAGUGCACGACGAUGCUGGGCCGGAUAGUGUCCAGUUUGUCAUCCACGGUGGAGAGUGCAUGCAAGACUGCCCCUCUGGAUUCACAAGAAAUGAAACUAACAGGAUGUUUUGCAGCGCAUGCAUCGGUUGGUGCGAUAAGAUCUGCAGACCUCAUCCCAUCGACUCAAUGGAUGCCGUUCAGUCCCUGAAGGACUGCACCGUCAUCGAAGGCAAUCUGAACAUCAACAUACGGCAGGGAGAGAACAUUGCCUCGGAGCUGGAGAGCUUCAUGGGAUUGAUUCACACAGUGACAGGCUACGUGAGGAUUCGGCACUCCAUCACCCUUGGAUCGCUGUCUUUCCUCAAGGGUCUGCGCUACAUCAAUGGAGAGGAGCUCUCUGAGAAGAUGUAUGCCUUCUCAGCCAUCAACAACCAGAACCUUCAAUCCCUGUGGGACUGGAGUCAGCACAACCUGACUAUCCGACAAGGCCGUCUUUUCUUCCGUCAGAAUCCCAAACUGUGCUUGUCUGAGAUCCACAAAAUGUGGGAGAAGACGGGAGUCACUGAAAAACCAGAAGAGGGCGACUUCCGCAACAAUGGCGAGAGAGCCAACUGUGAAAGGCACGUCCUGAAGUUCCUCUCCAACACCACAUCAAGCUACACUAUCAAGCUGACAUGGGAGCGGUAUCUGCCAGAAGGCUACAAAGGACUUAUCAGCUUCAUCGCCUACUACAAAGAGGCACCUUUCCAGAACAUCACAGAAUUCGAUGGCCAGGAUGGCUGUGGCUCCAACAGUUGGCACAUGGUUGACGUGGACUUGCCCCAGGACCAGAACACGGACCCCAAAGUCAGUCUUCAGCACCUCAAACCCUGGACCCAGUAUGCCAUUUUCGUGAAGGCCAUCACCCUGCAGGUGGAAGGCAAACACAUAGCCGGUGCUAAAACGGACAUGGUCUACAUUCGAACACGCCCUUCGUUGCCCACCAUGCCUAAAGACCCUCGCUCCUACGCCAACUCAUCCACUAAAUUGGUGGUGAAGUGGUCACCUCCAGUUUCUCCAAAUGGGAAUCUCACCUACUACCUGGUCCGCUGGCAGCAGCAGCCUGAAGACCGAGAACUCUACCAGCACAACUACUGCUCCAAAGAACUGAAGACUCCCAUCCGGAUCCCGGCGACAGGAUUCAGCGACGUGGAUGAUAACACCAAGCCCACCAAGUCUGACUUGACGGCAGAGAAAGGCCCGUGCUGCAAUUGUUCCAAGACCCCCGAGGAGAAGAACAGAGAGAAGGACAACCGCUUCUUCUUGAAAGUGUUCGAGAACUUUCUCCACAAUGCCAUCUUCCUCCCCAGACCUCCAGACCGUCGCCGCAGGGAUCUUUUCGGCAUCGCUAACAGCACAGCCCAUGGAAACGCAACCAUCGGCCCGGUCGACAACAGCACAGACGGGAUGCCUCCUGUUAGAGAGUACCCCUUCCACGAGGAGAAGAGCACCACUGAGAAUCUAGACAUCCCCAACCUGCGCCCCUUCACCGUCUACCGCAUCGACAUCCACGCCUGCAACGAAGAGGUGGGGCACUGCAGCGCCUCAGCCUUUGUGUUCUCCAGGACCAGACCUGCAGAAAAAGCUGACAAUAUUCCCGGGAAGGUCACCUAUGAGCGGAGUGAAAAGGUGCAGGGGACUGUGGAUUUGCACUGGCAGGAACCUGAAUCGCCCAACGGCCUUAUUCUCAUGUAUGAGAUCGAAUUACGACUGGGAUCUGAGCUGGAGGAACGCAAGUGUGUGUCACGGCAAAACUACCGAGAACACAAAGGAGCACAGCUGACCAAUCUGGCUUCUGGGAACUACUCUGUACGAAUCUGCGCCACCUCUCUAGCUGGGAACGGAUCCUGGACCGAAGCCAUGUACUUCUACGUACCUCCACCAAAAUGGGACGAUGGCGUUGCCUUCUAUUUGAUGAUCAUAAUUCCCAUCCUGGUGACACUUUUCAUUGCCAGCCUGACCACCAUCCUCUUUUUCAUCAACAAAAAGAGGAACAGCGACAGAUUAGGGAACGGAGUCCUCUACGCUUCAGUCAACCCGGAGUAUUUCAGCGCCGCUGAAAUGUACGUCCCAGAUGAGUGGGAGGUGGCCAGAGAGAAGAUCACCAUGCACAAGGAGCUGGGCCAGGGCUCUUUCGGCAUGGUGUACGAAGGCAUCGCUAAGGGAGUGGUCAAGGACGAACCUGAGACGCGUGUGGCCAUCAAGACGGUCAACGAGUCCGCAAGCAUGAGGGAGCGCAUCGAGUUUUUGAACGAGGCCUCAGUCAUGAAGGAGUUUAACUGCCACCAUGUGGUGCGCCUGCUGGGCGUGGUCUCGCAGGGACAGCCAACCCUGGUGAUAAUGGAGCUGAUGACCCGGGGGGAUCUCAAGAGCCACCUGCGCUCCCUGCGGAAAGAAAACGCCACCACCCAGGUUCUCCCUCCGCUUAAAAAGAUGAUCCAGAUGACGGGUGAAAUUGCUGACGGCAUGGCGUAUCUGAACGCCAAUAAAUUUGUCCACCGGGACUUGGCUGCCAGGAACUGCAUGGUGGCAGAGGACUUCACGGUGAAGAUUGGAGACUUCGGCAUGACCAGAGAUAUUUAUGAGACAGAUUACUACAGAAAAGGAGGCAAGGGCUUGCUGCCUGUCCGCUGGAUGUCUCCGGAAUCACUGAAAGAUGGCGUGUUUACUACAAUGUCUGAUGUCUGGUCAUUUGGUGUUGUGCUGUGGGAAAUCGCCACCUUGGCCGAACAGCCCUAUCAGGGCAUGUCCAACGAGCAAGUGCUCCGUUUCGUCAUGGAGGGAGGACUCUUGGACAAGCCGGACAACUGCCCUGACAUGCUGUUUGAGCUGAUGCGGAUGUGUUGGCAGUACAACCCCAAAAUGCGUCCGUCCUUCCUGGAGAUCAUCAGCAGCAUCAAAGACGAGAUGGAACCCCCGUUCAGCGAAAUGAGCUUCUUCUACAGCGAGGAGAACAAGCCGCCGGACACCGAGGAGCUGGACAUGGAGGUAGAGAACAUGAAGAACAUUCCACUGGACCCCGCAUCCAACAUGCAGCCCUCGUCUGCCGCUGCCGCCACUGCAUCAUUACUGGGAUGCUCCGCUGGGACGCCGCCGCCGCCUCCUUCCACGCAGCAGCUGUCGCCCAUGCAGGGCCCCAGUACCCCUCUGCUGGGUUCCGUCUCCCCCUCCUCCCCGGGCCCCGCCGCCUCUGCCUUGGUGUCCCCGGGUCAAUCGUUGGACAGCUCAGGACACGCGUCGGCCAACGGUCCUGUGGUGGUGCUGCGGCCCAACUUCGAGGAGAUGCAACCGUACGCACACAUGAACGGAGGUAGAAAGAACGAGCGGGCGUUACCGCUGCCGCAGUCGUCGGCCUGCUGAUAUCCGGACCGCCGCCUUCUUCUACACAGGGUAAAACCAACCUCUUGUCGGGGCCGAGACAGGACGCUCUUCUGCUGUGUGGAGGCCGAUGGUCUCUCCUUUCACAGGACUGUCACGGAAUAGCACAGAAUGGGGAGGCUCGGACUCAACACUGGGGUUCUCGCGCGGCCGCUGUGACCCUCUUGCUGAGGAAACGGCCCGGACGCAGUCAUCGAGGACGACUCGGACUUAAAGAGUUUGAAGCAUAUCUGCCAGCAAAUCCAACAGACGAGCACUUUUUUUCGGGCAAUUUCAGAGAGGACGUGGAAAUCUGAGUGUGUAUUUAUACGUAUAUGUGAUUCUCUCUAUAAUAUGGUAAAGCUUCAUUUCUAAAAAAAAAAAAAAAAAAAAAAAAAAAAAAGACUCACAGACAUGAGCUCGCUGCGCCACGUCACGCAAGGAUGCCUCAAACUAGACAAUUCUGGAUUGUUGACGUGCCGGGGACGCAGAGCCCGGCAGCUGGGGGUCAACACAGGAGGGGGCGGGGCCUAACCGAGUGUCUGCCAAACUGUUGCCAAAUCUUUUUCUUUUGUCAACGCAGGUCCUUUUUUUUCCCACUUGAGGCUGUGAUUCAGAGUUGAACACAAAAAAAAUCCUAGAAUUGCCAAAAUGCCACGUUCAAAAGGUAUCAAAGCUAACAUGGUAAUGUCAACAAGGCUACAUGGUAGACUAAGUUACUGGACAUUAGCUGAAAGAUUUUACAUUUCUCAUGCUGCAUGUUUGGGUUACCCUCAGAGGGAAGAGCAUGAAGGCUUUUAGUAAGAUGGGAAGCAGAGCGGCUGCACCCCAGUCCUCACCCUGUUUUGAUCUUUUGAUAAUCACUUAAAACGGGGUGUUGAACUCAAUCACACAAGCAGCCAAAGUUAAAAAACAAAGUCUCAAUAAUGUGCCAAAACGAAAGAGCGCCCCCUAUCCUCAUAAAGUCACCAGAUGUUUAAUCUAUUUAUUUAUUUAAUAUUUCUCACUUUUUGGGGACCGGACUCGGAUUCACAGCCUCAAACCUGCCACCGUCUUUUCAGAACAAACCUACACUGGGAUUUAUCUUCCACUUAAGAAAAGGCCUCAAAUCCAUCGACGACCUUUGACCCUGGUCCAGCGGCCUCCCUGCGUCUGUUCUUUAGCGUCUCUGCAUUUCAGCGACAUCCGAAAGGUCUUACAGUUGUUUUUUAACUGCAGGAUCUGUUUUUAUACAAAUGGUUUUGAUUUGUCACUUUGGAGAGAAAAAAAAAAAAAAAAAAAAGAUCUUUUUCAAGAUGUUUGCCUCUACGUCUGUACAGAACAAAGCUGCUAUUUUAUUCAGUUCCUCUCCUCGAUAUAUAUAUAUAAAUCCUUCAGGUUGGAUAUUCUACGGUCUCCACUACAGUCCAUUUCUCAUGUUCUUAAAAAUGAUUAAAAAAAAAAAAAAAAAAGAUAAAAAUGCAUUUUUUUUUGUCCCGGACAGGUUUUCAGUGACACUAUUGUCUUUUUAUUUUCCCCUUUUUUUGUUUGUGGAUGUUUAUAAUUAUCAUUAUUGUUAUUAUUAAUAUUAUUUGGAAUGGACACCUUAGCUCCCAGUGUGAGCGUGUACUUUCUGCACCCCCCCUUUUUUUUUGUACUCUGUCACGGCGUUCGGCGUCAGUGCAGUUCAAUCUCAGGUCAAAGUAAAAAGGCUUUUUUUUUUCUUUUUCUUUUCUUCACGCUUCCUCCUGACGCUCCCACCCGCCAUCCUCUCCCUGCUGCUGUGCCUCUUUUUGAAGUCCAGUCUUGAAAGUUCACUUCCUGUCUCCUUUUUUUUUUUUUAGGGCUAAUUGAGUUGCCUUAAUUACGCCAUCCAGCGCCACGUGUCCCGUCACCUUCCCAUGAGCAAUACUCACCGCGUCUGAUCAAACCAAAUAAAGAUGAGGCCAGGGAAGAGAAACAAGGUCUUAAAACGGAGGCAGAAUAUUGUGAAGGAUUUCUCCUCAUCUUUUUGUUUUAUAAUUAAAUGUUCACUUCUUCCACCCGUUACUUUCCUUCCUGUUAUUUAUUGAUGUCCUUUCUCUGAUAUCAGUUUGAAUCACUGUAUAAAUGCCCCUUAAUUCAGUAUAAAGGUUUUUUUGUAUGUAUUUUCUUUGGUGUCAUGACUGGGGACUUUUUGUUUUCUUCAUAUAUCUACCUCACUCUUUUGAACUAUAUGUACGAAAAGAAACGUAGAACACAUCUCACUCUUUCUCAUCGGCCUCACCCAUCAUACAGGUUGCUAGUUUAACCCCUCUCCCCCCCACACAAAAAAUAAAUCCUGAAGUCUAGAUUUUAAUGUAAAAGUUCGACCUUCAGGGAUUUUAUUUAAAUAAUAUUUAAGCCAGCUUAUUUAUUUCGUAUUUAAUUGGAUGUUUUAAGGCUUUGAACUGGUGAAUUGCGGGUAAAGGCAUAACACCACAACAAUGCAACACAAACGUCUCCCUUGCCCGUGAAAGCGUCUUCAUAUGGCGUAAUGCAUUUCCCAAAUCUGCCCACUGACUGCCAAGGCACGCAUUCACAGCAACAAAUUAGGUUCGGCAAACACACCAUGGAAAAUAUUGUGGUCAUAAUCAGGGUGUCCUCAAGUGGCGCAAUUAUGCUUUUUAAUUCCUUUUUUUCUUUUUCUUUUUUUUUUCAGGUAAAGUUGUCAUUUACAAAUAAAAGUUAAGAAACAUGUCUCUGAUGCAGCCUCAAACUUUGUUAUCAAAUUGAAAAAUAAAAAUGUAGCAAAUACAGAAGCAAAACCAGCACAAAGUCAAUGAUUAGAAUCAUACAAAGUACAUUUUCUCAACAUAAAAACUAGCUUUUCUUAAACAAAUGGGAGGAAGUAGUCUAUUUUCAGUCUGUGGAACUGAAUUUACAGUGUAGAAUGUGUCAGUGUAGCCCCAAGAAAUGUACUUCUGCUGUCAAGUUGCUAGCUUUAUUCACAAUAAUACUAGGAUAUUUCUGGUGAUGGGUGGAUGAGGUCAAAUCAGAAUACUGUUUCAUGAAACCUUAUCUACCGUUCACUACUAUUGUGGUCCAAAAAUGUUUACGUUUUAAAUUGAUCCUUUGACUAAUAUAAACCAGCCUAACUGCAGCCCUUCCCCUGCACAUUUGAGUUUGCUGGAAAAUAAAAACUAGCUGAAAUUUGAAAGAUAUUUUCAACUCUUGUAGCAACUGCUUCAUUUGCCUAAUUGGAGGGUCGGCUCUGCUUAUAGACACCCUGAUUUUAACCUCUCGUAUGAAGGGCAAGUGUACCAAAAACUGAAUCUCUGUCCUUUCAAUCCUGAAAUAAACCCCUUUCAUACCACGUAUUCCCCACAAUAGACUCAUGCAGGCAACUAGUGGAUCAAGAUGUUCAAUUCUAAAAGGGAUAUUUUUAGCCUGAGGUGCGACGUAAGACUUUUUGAGGUGAAUGCCAAGUGUUGGGGUUUUUAUCUAGAUUACGGGUAGUAAAAACAAACUAGAAAAGAGAAGGUGUUUGGGUUGUGUGACUUCACUGCAUCUUUAUCUACAGAAUGUUCUUCAGGCAAACCUCACUAACAUGCAGGGUGACUGGACGCCACCUGCACACAGAAGAGGUUUAUCGUCGUGACUUUGUUCUUUACCAUGGUUCAUGCCAUCUUCAUAACACAAUCGGGGCAAGACGUAACUUAGUUGAAUCACUCGGCUGUCUUUAUUCAAGUUCUGUUCAUGAGGACUCUAAAAGAUUUCUUCUUUUUUUUUUUUAAGUAGCUGAGACAGUGUGGCUUUUUUCUUUCUUUCUUUCUUUUUUUAAGGAAGGUGGUGUUAUCUCCAAAUGUGUAUCUGAGAAUUUCUUGUAUUUUCUUUUAUCUGAAAUUUUAAUAAAAUAAUAAUAA
This is a messenger RNA of Synchiropus splendidus (mandarinfish), 8927 nucleotides long. Its product is annotated as insulin-like growth factor 1 receptor. The record is from RefSeq and is a predicted model, not a curated record. NCBI's taxonomy places the organism in Eukaryota, Metazoa, Chordata, Actinopteri, Syngnathiformes, Callionymidae. Gene Ontology annotation, molecular function: phosphatidylinositol 3-kinase binding; ATP binding; insulin receptor activity. The coding region runs from base 823 to 5067 and encodes 1414 amino acids. Gene Ontology annotation, cellular component: insulin receptor complex; membrane; axon. The transcript has 21 exons. Gene Ontology annotation, biological process: glucose homeostasis; regulation of JNK cascade; multicellular organism development.